GUCAUUUGUGGCUUCCGCUUCCUUCUGCGCCAUAUUGUAGUGAGACAGCAGAUACACCGUCGCAGUGAUUCUUAUUUCUUGUCAGUUUAUCAUAAAUUUCUGUAGCAGCAAAGAUCGCAAUGCUGUCCAGUGCUUAUUAUGGUGAGAAUGAGCGAAUGAAGGAGUUUCAUUACGCUGGCCCUACUGAGCACAAGUUUUCCCCCUAUGCUUUUAACGGAGGUACUGUAUUAGCUCUCGCUGGUGAUGAUUUUGCCAUUGUUGCCUCUGACACACGUCUAAGUGAAGGAUACUCCAUCCAUAGCAGAGAGUCUCCAAAAUGCUACAAACUAACUGACACUACUGUGAUUGGCUGCAGUGGAUUUCAUGGAGAUUGUCUGACACUGACCAAAAUAAUUGAUGCUCGAUUAAAGAUGUACAAGCAUGCAAACAACAAGACAAUGACAAGUGGAGCAAUUGCUGCUAUGCUCUCUACCAUUCUCUACUCACGACGUUUUUUUCCAUACUAUGUUUACAAUAUCAUUGGUGGACUGGAUGAAGAAGGAAAGGGAGCAGUGUAUAGUUUUGACCCUGUUGGCUCAUAUCAAAGAGACCAGUACAAAGCUGGAGGCUCUGCAAGUGCAAUGUUACAACCCCUUCUUGACAAUCAGAUUGGAUUCAAGAACAUGGAAAAUGUGCAGCAAGUACCAUUGACAAAAGAGAAGGCCAUUCAGCUAGUUAAGGAUGUCUUCAUUUCUGCUGCAGAAAGAGAUGUCUACACAGGUGAUGCCCUAAAAAUCUGCAUUGUCACAAAGGAUGGUAUCACAGAAGAAACCAUUCCUCUUCGGAAGGAUUGAUUUUUUUUCCCCCCUAUUAUAUGCUUUUUCAGUUAUUUUUGAGUUUUCAUAAAUAAAUUUUAUAACAAACAUGGUCAGAUCUGACUAGAAAUGUGUGAGUGUUUUUUAGUUGUAAUUACAUCUACAGUACAUUUGUUAUAUGAAUGUAUGUGAAGGGAACAUAAACAUGCCAAAAGCUGAUGUCUAUUAAGUUGGCCAAGCAAAUACAUAUUUGUCGGAUAGCUUUCACACAUAUAUGUGAGCAAAGCCUGUUUAAUAAGUACUAAAAAUCUACUUUCAUUUCUAAUAAUUUAAGAUGAGAUGUGUUCAAACAGUGCUAGGAACCUGGAGUGCCCUUCAUAUUUGACAUAUUGAAUUAGUCAUAAAGACUUUUUUUAUGAUGUUUAGCAAAGAUGGUUGCCUUAAUUAGCUUUUUAGAAAUGUGCAUGAUAUUUGAAAUUAGUGGGGCUCCUCUCAAUGUAAGCGGAGGGUAAUGUUUUAUCUCACUACCAAUUACAGCCAUGAACUGUCUUCACAGACUAAGUCUGCUGUAAUUAAAGAGAAACCUACUUUUCGGAAACUGCGAAUAUAAGGGAGCAGGGUGUGUCGUGCUUAGUAAACAUCUUGUUUAAACUUUGUUUAAUGCAGACUUCUGGGAAGUUAAAAGGCAAGGUCACGCUCCUAUGUGUACUCAUUGUUUCAUGUUCACUUUGUUUUAAGUUUCUGGUCAUUAUAUUUUGUGAAUUUUGUGUCUUGGUAAUUUAGGUAGAUCAUGUAAAAUAAUUAUAUAAAGCUUUGCACUUUACUGUU
This is a messenger RNA of Polypterus senegalus (gray bichir), 1622 nucleotides long. It is a transcript of the gene psmb1, whose product is annotated as proteasome 20S subunit beta 1. Gene Ontology annotation, cellular component: proteasome core complex. Lineage: Eukaryota; Metazoa; Chordata; Cladistia; Polypteriformes; Polypteridae. The transcript has 6 exons. The coding region runs from base 120 to 833 and encodes 237 amino acids. The record is from RefSeq and is a predicted model, not a curated record.